AUGAGGGUUGCGGAGUUGGUUCAACAGCCCGGUCGUGACCAUCUUCCGUAUCUCACUCCGUAUCCACAUGGACGGGGUCAAACAUGGUUCAACCGAUCCGGGAACGGGAUCAGCGCAUGGAUCAACCGUAUGAUGUACUCGGCCCUCGACAGUGGACAUCCGACUUUCACUCACUUCCCAACCGACAAGCAGGUUCUGUGGUUUCGUCAGUUUGCGCAAGAGUUCAACUGGAAUUCCGAUGAGACGCUCUUUAUCUAUCACCACUUCGUCCAUAAAGUAAUGGACAACUAUGGGAAGCAGAUCCACGAGUGGAAGAAGAAGUGGGAAAUCAAUAAGGUCCCAAAGUCGAUGAACGACACGGUCUGGAAGGAGUUGUGUGCGCAUUGGGAUAAGGAGGAGACGAAAGAAACUUCUUCCACCAACUCCACCAACCGCAGGAGCGACCGUAAAGGGAAGGGCAUCUACAAGCAUAACUUGGGUGCUCAAUCUAUUGCCACUCUCGGAGAUCGCAUGGCGGAAGAAAAUGAUGGCGAGCCGGUCGAUGAUCUCGCCCUAAUGAGGAGGGCGUAUACCAACAAGAAGACCGGCCAGAUUGAUGACGGUCUUGUGAGGGACGUGGUCGACCUGGUCCAAACUCAGGUGGUAGACGAAGUGUCUCAGCUUCAAACCGAGGAUGACGCUUCGACGGCUUCGACCAACUUGUCCCGGUUUCGAAUCAACGAAAUCGUUGAAUCCUCGGUUCCAAAGAAGAAGGGACGUUUGUUCGGUUUGGGUCGUCGCACCCGGUCGGUUCCUCCUUCUUCUGCACCACCGCCCUUUGUUGAUCCAGAAGUACUUACGGCUCAGUUGAAGGACAAAGAUGAUCGAAUAUCUUUGUUGGAGACCCAGAUGGCGGCUCAACAGGCGGGCUAUGAGGCACAGAGGAGGCUGAACCAGCAAAUGAUGGAGAUGAUGCAGAGGAUGUACCCGAACGAGGUGUUCCCGGACGUGCCAGACCCGGACAACUCCCUCGGAAAAUUCCGAGGAACGGAUCCCUCGGAAUAUACCGAGGGAACAGUUCCUCGGAAUAAACCGAGGAAAAAGUCCGUCGGCAUACUCCUAUCGAUCGAUGUAUAUAUGUCCAAACACGCAUCGAUCGAUGAACUUCCGAGGAAUUAUCCCGACGAAGUUCUACCUCGGUAUAUUCCGAGGACUUUUCCGACAAACAAGGGAUCCUCGGAAUUUCCUCGGAAAUUUAUUUCCUCGGAAUUCCGUCGGAAAAUUCCGAGGGAUUUCAGAGGAAAAAAGAAAUUCCGAGGAAUUAUUUCCGACGACGUGUUUCGUCGGAAUUUCGUCGGAAUAACGAUAUUCCGACGAAAUUCCGACGAUUUUUUCCCUCAGAAUCCUUGAUGUUUUCUUGUAGUGUACCUACAAAA
Messenger RNA from Brassica napus (rape), 1415 nucleotides. RefSeq lists its product as uncharacterized. The transcript is spliced from 7 exons. Bases 1 to 1389 code for a protein of 462 amino acids. The record is from RefSeq and is a predicted model, not a curated record. Lineage: Eukaryota; Viridiplantae; Streptophyta; Magnoliopsida; Brassicales; Brassicaceae.